UGUAGCACACAUGCUAGGUAAUUUUGACUUUGAAUGAGCUUAUUUAAUGACAGUGUUAUAUUUUUGUACGACAUAUAAUGUUUAAAUCUCUAUAAUCUGCAGAAAUCUACCUAAGAAUAGGGUUAGCAAGGGUAGUCUGGUCAUUUCAGUCAUUUUAAGUGACUGUUUCUUCAACCACGUGAAAACCGCGUUAGAAAACUCAGCUGAGCUCCUGGUAGCACACGGUCUAAUGGUACACCAAAGGGAAGUCGCGUUACAUCUCUGAGCGGAGCUGUUUCUAAAAUCCUCUGAACUUGAGAGGUCCCUGAAGUAGCAUGGACACCUUCCGCCCCCAGACUGUUAUUUGGUGGAUGUAAUACCAGUUGGCUGAACCUGCUUGCAACUUUGACAUUGAAGUGGAUAGUGGACACUGUGUUGUUACAAUGAAGACCUCAGUGCAUACAUAAUCUGAGCCAAGGUCUGUGAUUAUGUUUCGGCUCCGGUGUGUGAAUUCCUGCCUUCGUAGGCUCCUUCAUGGGGGGACAGUGAACCGAGACCAGGUUCUGGACCAGCUGCAGGUUUGCUUGGCCGAAGACCAUGUGUUUGAUGUGGUGGGCAAGAACAAGGCCAAGCUCACAGUGAACCAUGUCAGCUGUGCUGUGGGGAUGCUGUGGCAGUUUCAGAGAGACAAACCUCAGCUACUCAGGACUGUGGAUCUCAUCAAGAGUCACCCACAGUUCUUGACUCUCCGGGUUUUGGCUGAAAACAAAAUUGCUCUUAUGGAUGAUUCUAUGUUGGUGGACAUACUUUACAGUUUCCUCAGGCUGAAUGUGGAUCCACAUGACUCUCUUGUUCAACAGUUGGUUUCAGAAGCAUGGCUAAGAAUAGACAGAUUUCCAAUGGCCUCCCUGUCCAAGUUUGCUAUUUGUCUAAGUGAUCAACACCUUCAACAAAGUCCUCUAAUGGGCCGCAUCACAAGUAUUGUGGAUCAGAGGCUGUCAUCGAUGGAUGAUGCCAGGGUCCUAACUACACUGAUGAUAAGCACAUCAUCCCUGGUGUCUCCCCGGCUGCGGGAUGCCUUAAUUAACAGAGCAGAUCUUCUCCUUGACACCAUGAAUCCCUCACAGUACAACAACCCUCGGAGAGUGGUGCAGUUCCUACGCAACAUCAAGUACAGCCACCGGCCUCUGCUGGAGAAGUGCAACCAGAUCCUUUUGUGCAACAUUCCCAGGCUAGACGCAGAGAAUAUCAGCAUCAUCAUGGGGCUGUAUCAGUCCCUGCAGUUCAACAACUGUGACUUCAGGCUGGCUGUUAAACAAAGACUGAUAGAACUGAUUGAUUCAAGCACUGAUCCUUUCUCCUUUACUAAACUGUUUGUUGCUCUGGCUCCCAUGGCCAGUCAGGAGAUCAGAGAAGGGUUGGAGAACACUGCCUUCCUGUUGGCGGAUGAGCUCAGUGCACACCAGGCUCUGGCUAUAGCCGAAGCACUAGAAGAGAUUCAAAGCAGGAACCUUAGCUUACUGAACAAAAUUGCAUCAGUAAUCCAGAGGAACCUUCAUGUGUAUAAACCGGUGGAGGUGGCCAGAAUCACCCAAGCCCUUUAUCUGUUCCAAUACCAGAACCCUGAACUCUUCACCAAACUAAGAAACAUUUUGGUCAACUUUUUGCAGCACAGCGUCUUCCCCUACGAGGUAACCAUGCUGACCCGUGUUCUGUCCAUGCUGCCCUGCCCACGGCUCGAUGAGGCUGUGACCUCACGGGUAGAGGCGGUGGUGACGCAGUGCAAUCUCAAUGACCUCAACACCAUUUCCUUUGCCAUUGCCAAGUGGGUGCGGAACGAUCCGUCCUACCGCCACAACACUCCCAGCAAGUAUGUCCGUCUGCUGCAGACUCUGAACCGCUGCGGGCACGAGAGGCUACAAACAGCCGACCGGCUGGACUUGGUGCUUGAGGAGCUCAGGUACGUUUCAGGGGAGUGGUUUGAAGAAAUGUUGCUCGAAGAGACGAUGGUCAUGCUGCAGAGGAUGAUGGACCAAAUAAACUGGACCAAUGUGCCAGAGCUGUCCCUCUUCUUAACCCGGAUGAAUCACCUCUGCCCUCCUCUGAUGGACCGAAUCGCCAGUGUGGCUAUUAAAGACAUCGACAAGAUUCACUACUCGGCAACAUAUGCCACCCUGCUGCCCUUUUCUGUCCUGAAUUAUGAUCCUGCACAAGCGGACGAGUUGUAUGAUGCUUGUAUUCAGCGCUUUACUCCUCAUAUCAGCUCCUUUGACCCCCAUCUGCUAGUUCUCCUGGCAUACUCCUUGGCUGUGGCUGACUGUUUUCCUGAAGAACUGGUCAGAGAAAUCUUCAGUAUCGACUUUCUGGGAAAACUGGAUUCCCAACUAGAAACCCUACCUGAUGCCCUCAACAUGCGGACCAGACUGCGCCUCAUGGAGCUCAAUCGUGCCGUGUGUCUUGAGUGUCCUGAGUUCCAGGUGCCGUGGUUUCAUGAGCGCUACUGCCAGCAGCUGCAAAAGAAAGGGAAUGGCGUUGUCAGUUCUGUGCAGCAGCAAAUCCACAAAAUGCUGGGUGAAGUUCUAGGUGGCAUUAACUGUGUCCGAGCAGCAGUUUUUACUCCAUAUUUUUACACCGUAGACUUUGAAUGCAUACUGGACACACACCUACAGCCGCUGCCUUACAGCACUCCGAGCACACUGCAGAUCUCAGACAGAGGGAAGGUUCACUGGGGGACGAGCUCAACGGAAAACAUCAUGGAUGAGCUGCCACCUGGAGCUCAGCGAGUUGCUGUGGACUUCCUCGAUUCAAAGUGCUUCUGUAAGAAUUCUCAUCAUAUGAAAGGUGAAGCCUUGAUGAGAAAAAGACACCUUGAAAUUCUGGGAUAUCGUGUUGUUCAGAUCCCUCAUUAUGAAUGGAACUCUAUGGAGCUUUCAACACAGGAUGCCUGGAAGGAAUAUCUAAAGAAGAAAAUAUUUAGAGAGCUUUCUUCUUGAAGGCAUUAUUUAUUGAAUGAGAAAGGAAAUGUUACAUUGGACACUGAGCUUUCAGCCUGGUUUUAAAGAAAUUCUUGGCAGUGAGUGACUGAGUGCAAAGAUUCAAGUGCUCCUUAUUUUUUUGUCAUAGAGCCUAAAAUUGACAUGAAUCUACCUCAUUCAUGUUAAGUAAGAUUGUAUGUA
Molecule: messenger RNA, 3155 nt
Organism: Seriola dumerili (greater amberjack)
Lineage: Eukaryota; Metazoa; Chordata; Actinopteri; Carangiformes; Carangidae
Gene: fastkd1
Product: FAST kinase domains 1
Exons: 15
Coding region: 468-2972 (834 amino acids)
Biological process (GO): regulation of mitochondrial mRNA stability; mitochondrial RNA processing
Cellular component (GO): mitochondrial matrix; ribonucleoprotein granule
Molecular function (GO): RNA binding
Source: RefSeq, a predicted model, not a curated record